AAAAAAAACUACUUUCUUCUCUGUUUCCUUUCCCACCUCUUUCUUUGCUUCCUUGCUCCUCUUUUCUUUAUUCUAAACAAAUUCUCUCUGCCCAAAUGGAUUAACUCUCUCUCUCUCUCUCUCUCCUCUCUCUUUCUCUCUCUCUCCUCUCUCCUCUCUCUUUCUCUCUCAACUUACUUUCUCCGAAGUCACCUUCGAAGCCAAACCCCGCACGUAAAAUCCAGAACUAGUCUUUCAUUUCUUCUCGAGUUUCAGAUUUGUAUUGUUAAUUGGGUUCACAAACAGAACCCAAUUGCGUUCUUAAGUUUUUGGGAAAAGAAGAAGGUGUCGAUGGGUAAUUGUCUUGGUUCUUCUGCGAAAGUUGAUACCGCCCACAGCUCCCACGUUACUUCUGCAUCAGGGGUUUCAAAAUAUUCAAGCAGGACUAGCCGUUCUUCAGCUCCUUCCACACUGACCGUCUCAUCGUUUAGUGCAACAAGCAACACUUCAAGUCUUCCUACACCGAGGACCGAAGGUGAAAUAUUGUCAUCUCCUAAUCUGAAAGCCUUCUCGUUUAACGAGCUGAAAAAUGCGACCAGAAAUUUCCGCCCCGACAGUCUUCUUGGGGAAGGUGGUUUCGGCUAUGUUUUCAAGGGAUGGAUCGAUGAGCACACAUUAACAGCUGCAAAGCCUGGUUCGGGCAUGGUUGUUGCUGUUAAGAAGCUUAAGCCUGAAGGUUACCAAGGCCACAAGGAGUGGUUGACAGAAGUAAAUUAUCUCGGCCAGCUUCAUCAUCCAAAUCUGGUUAAACUUAUAGGCUACUGCUUAGAGGGAGAGAACCGGCUUUUGGUCUAUGAGUUCAUGCCGAAGGGCAGCCUAGAGAAUCAUCUCUUUAGAAGGGGGCCACAACCGCUUUCAUGGGCAGUGAGGAUGAAAGUGGCCAUUGGUGCUGCCAGAGGGCUUAGUUUUCUUCACGAGGCCAAACAACAAGUCAUAUAUCGAGAUUUUAAAGCUUCAAAUAUUUUAUUAGACGCGGACUUCAAUGCAAAGCUUUCCGACUUUGGUUUGGCAAAGGCAGGUCCCACGGGUGACAAGACUCACGUGUCAACUCAGGUCAUGGGUACUCAUGGGUAUGCAGCUCCCGAGUAUGUUGCCACAGGUCGUCUAACCGCCAAAAGCGACGUGUAUAGUUUCGGGGUUGUACUACUGGAACUAUUGUCAGGACGACGUGCCGUGGACAAAACAAAAGUUGGUAUUGAGCAGAAUUUAGUAGACUGGGCAAAGCCAUAUUUGGGUGACAAAAGAAAGUUGUUUCGGAUCAUGGACACCAAGUUGGAGGGGCAAUAUCCUCAGAAAGGAGCUUUCACAGCUGCCACUCUCGCUAUGCAGUGCCUAAACAAUGAAGCUAAAACCAGGCCAAAAAUGGCGGACGUAUUAGCAGCAUUAGAACAGCUCGAGUCCCCCAGAAGUGCAACUCAUCCCCAACUAGAGCAGCAGACAGCUUCACUUACUCCUCGGCGGUCCCCAAUGCGGCAACACCGCACUUUGAAUCCCCCACCAGGUGCAUCCCCGUUGCGACCCAAUCGGCAGUCUCAAAGAGUGCAUUGAAUUGAGCAUUCAAUCUGUAAAUUCUCAUUUGCUUCCAUAUUGUUUACAUAAAAUGGAGUGUGGGCAAGCAUCUCGACAAAAUUUUGAAUUUUGCUUGAACAGGUUAUUUAGCCAUCCAUUUUCAUGGAGCUUUGUAGCUCUCGGAUAGUGGUUAUCUGCUUGUUUAAUGUACCUGUGUGAAUAGUUAAGCUAAAUUUUGUAUUCUGUUUUUACUUU
Molecule: messenger RNA, 1803 nt
Organism: Morus notabilis
Lineage: Eukaryota; Viridiplantae; Streptophyta; Magnoliopsida; Rosales; Moraceae
Product: probable serine/threonine-protein kinase PBL3
Exons: 6
Coding region: 331-1587 (418 amino acids)
Biological process (GO): protein phosphorylation
Molecular function (GO): ATP binding; protein kinase activity
Source: RefSeq, a predicted model, not a curated record